Molecule: messenger RNA, 3070 nt
Organism: Coregonus clupeaformis (lake whitefish)
Lineage: Eukaryota; Metazoa; Chordata; Actinopteri; Salmoniformes; Salmonidae
Gene: stc2b
Product: stanniocalcin 2b
Exons: 4
Coding region: 170-994 (274 amino acids)
Biological process (GO): intracellular calcium ion homeostasis
Cellular component (GO): extracellular region
Molecular function (GO): hormone activity
Source: RefSeq, a predicted model, not a curated record
UUGAGGGAGCUAUAGGAAGCAUCCAUACCCCCUCAGUACUCACUCUCGACAUUAAUGCGCGUUUCCAUACACGUAUCUACUGCAAAGUUAUCAAUGUACAAGUUCAAUUUCAUUCAAAAGUAAUAUUUUUCCAAAUUUCCUUUUCUUUUUGGAGUGCGUAAUAGUGCGAAUGGAGAUGCUACUUAAAUUUUCUUUAGUGCUCUUUUAUAUAGCGUUUCAGCAAGUAUUGGCGACAGAUCCAAACGAACUUCACGAAAUCCCUCAAGACAAACAAUUGAACCAGCAGAAAAGACGACUCUCACUGCAAAACACAGCGGAGAUCCAGCACUGUCUGGUUAAUGCUGGGGAUGUGGGCUGUGGCAUGUUCGAAUGCUUCAACAACAACUCCUGUGAAAUACAAGGCCUACAUGACAUCUGUAUGACAUUUCUGCACAACGCCGGCAAGUUUGACUCCCAGGGGAAGUCCUUCAUCAAGGAUGCCCUGAAGUGCAUGGCCCACGGCCUGAGGCACCGGUUCAGCUGUGUGAGCAGGAAGUGCCUGGCGGUGAACGAGAUGGUGUUCCAGCUGCAGAGAGAGUGCUACGUCAAACACAACCUUUGUUCCGCUGUCAGGGAGAACGUCAACGUCAUGGUGGAGAUGAUCCACUUCCAGGACCUCUUCCCCAAAGGGCCUCAUGUGGAGCUAGUGAACAUCCUGCUGGGCUGUGGUGAGGAGGUGAGGACGGCCAUAGCACGGAGAGUGAGGAUGCAGUGUGAGCAGAACUGGGGGGCCCUGUGUGGCAGCCUGAGCCUGUGCUCCCUGGGCCGCUCAGAUGACCCCCAAUACUUCACCGUCCCUCCCGCCACUGAACAGGAGCAACCCAGAACAGGCCAGUUAGGAGACAGGGGGAGCCUUCACCCCUCUGUGAGUCUCAGUCAGAAUCCCCUGGACAACGCCACAGACCCUGGGCUUGCUGUGCCCAGUCAAGCACCCAAUACCGCCAUCCAGGGGUGAAACAGAGUGCAAGGUCCCUAGCCUGUACACACUCAACAGCGCAUCCCCUAACCUCUGACCCCCUUUCCCCUCAAACAACCCUACUAAUGACGGCCUCCGUGUUACAAACAAGGAAGAGUAAUGACCCUGUACCAUGCUUCUCCAUUCCUACUCUCCUAAAUGGUAAAGGUGACAGGGUAUGUUUGGUAAAAUGUAGAUUUGAGGCCUUGUUUUUCAGUAGUAGUUCCUUUUGAUUGUUUUAAUUACAAGUGAAAUGCAAAACGUAUUUUUAAAUAACAUUUAUUUCAUUUGAUUCCUUUUAAAAGUAAAUCAUGGGUAUAUCCAAUUUACAGUAUAUGAACAUUUUAUACAGAACCAGGUAUCAAUAUUAGUUCAGUAAAUAUUUUUAAGAGGGCUUGUCACAGCAAGGACUCUUGGAACUGGUUGGAAGUUGUUGUUUCCCAUUUCUUCCCAAGAUUGUGACUGCAAUAUUCUAGUUUUAGCUAGACACUAACUUGGUAGUACACAAUCUGAAUGUAUUGAGACAGUGCGCUAUCGAUUUUCUAGUUAUUAUGAUUUAUAAUUUAAAAAAAUAGAUUUUAAAGAGACAGUUUCCUAAUACACUUAAUUAAAGCCACAUCUUGGAUGGCUGACUCUCCAGGUCCUAUUUUCUAGGUAUCCAGAAGAUGAGGUAAAUAUAAGUAAACUGUCUCUAUUAUGUUACUAUGCUAUACAGCUUUACAUUCUGUCAACUAGUUUCAAUACUGCAUUUGCUUUACCUAUUUAUACUACGAUCGCUACUGUAAAAAAGCUUGUAUAGAGCUUAGAGUGCUUAUGCAAGCUCUCAAUGUUUCUGCGGAAACAUUUAUUUUAUUUGCAGUACAAAAGUGAACUGCACAAGGAUUAUUUACAUUUGUAUGUCUAAGACAGGCUUAAGGUCUCUCAACUCGCCAAUGGCACAUCAACUCUGCAAAGAGAAGUCCAUCACUGGCCCAUAUGAUGCAUUGUGCGUGAUUACUAAUCACAAGUAACAACUUGGCUAACCAGUGGCCUUCUACCACAAUCAGGAAAGCUCAUAAAAAAAAUCUCACAACCAUAAACUCUGAAACGUGGUUAUGCAUGUUCACUCAAAGGCAAACAUCAGGAAACCUCAGGUGUCAUAACAAAACAAUGAGACCCAACAAAACGUAUUAGUUAUAUAGAAUAUUGUUGUGAGUCUUAGACUAUUCUCACUAACUGAGGCCUUCCCAUAAUAUGUAUCAGAUAUGGUCUACUGCAAUGUAUUUUUCAACUACAAGGUUGUUGUUUUUUCACAGGAUGACCACAGAAUGUCUUGUCAGAAACAUUUUCCACUCUGACAGUUGAACGUUUCACUAGCUUUUGAUGCAAAUAGCUAGCUACAGUACAUCAUGAUUGCUUGUUCUAACCUCAUCAUUAGUACUCCAAGGAACCUACCUCACCCCUCACCAUCCAUGCCGGCUCUAGAGAUGUUUUAUACUGGAUGCAUUCAGAGGACAUUGAACUGGUAUGAAUACAACUGACAUUCAGCUAUCUCACACAUUCAUUUUUCCACUCGUUUUGUACAGUUGGCUUGUAUGAUGUGGAUUUUCUUUAGUAUUUCCAGUUGUGCAUGUGUAAGAUGAGCAUCAACUGCCCUCAUCAACUUCUGUGUCAGUACUAUCACCUACAUGUAAUCAAGUGGAUGACUGCAUUCACAUAAAGACUCUUAUAACCUACCGGAAAAUGAAGGUCUGUACUUGAAAACAGCAACUUAUUUCUUACGAAGUUUGUUUGUACUCUGAUUCAAUGUCUGUGUUUUAAGUAUUUAAAACGUUUUUUUGUAUUUAUUUUGACUGCUUUUCUUAAGCUAUGCAUUACAUUAUAUUAUUGGCUUUUUGUUACCCAUUUGUGGGUUAGGGUUAGGCCUUGAUACAAGCAAACUACCAUUUUAUACAAAUCACUUGUUUCAUUUGAGUUAUUUUGUACUUUUGGACAUUAAACAUUUCAGAUACUUUGUUGCAAUUUUAAAUGAAUGACAAUGCAUUGCAAUCAUUUUAUAAGCACAUUGUUGAAUAAAAAAAAAAUGCUACUAGUUGG